CCCCAGAAAAAAGAGAAAUGACCCCGCCACAUGUUUAAAAAAAAAGAGAAGGAAAUUACCCCGCCGCCGCCGCGCGCCGCUGCAUCUUGCCGUCCACCGCUCAACCGCCCGGCGCGCGAGCCACCGUUCCGCCUGCCGCAUCCAGGUCUGUUCCCGCUUGCUGGUGGACGUUCCGUCCGUCGCGCCCGGCCAUCUCUCUAGUUUGACCUCCUGUGCUAUUCUCCCCCCUUCCCUCCAGUGUCCUCUAGUUUGACCUAUUCCGGCGUCGUUCCGUAAUAGUAGAUCUGCGCUUCCUUCUCCGAAUCGGAGAGGAAUCUGGAACGUACUAUAUAGGCAGCCAGCUGCGGUGUAAUCGGUUCGAGGGAGAGAUAAAGUGCACUCCUUGAGUCCUGCUUUAAUUAAACUCAUCCUUCCCUGGGAGUUUUAGGUUUUCCCUCCUUGUAUAAGCUACACAUCUAUCCUGUAUAAGCUACCCUGUUGCAGAUUGGGGAACAUCACAGCGGUCACUGGUCAGUGAUCUGAAAAUCAAAUGGGCAAGAGAUGGGUUAUGGAGAUGAGCCCCCAAGAAGCACGUAGAUUCAAGCUCCGACGCCACAACAGCAGGCCCAAGACGCGUCUGGACAAUCUCCCCGAGGAUGUGAUACAAAAGAUACUAUCGCGCUUGCCUCUAAAGGAGGUGGUGCAGAUAAGCACACUGUCGAGUGGGUGGAGACAUGUCUGGAGGUACCACCCAGAUCUAAUCUUCAGUGUUGAAAAAUUGUUUGAUGGCAAGGACAAGGGGGACCAAGAAUUUGUUACUAGUGUCAAUGAUAUCCUGAAGGAUCACUACUGUACUGCUGUGAACAAGUUUAAGGUGAAUUAUGGACUCUCUGAAGAACACGGUGAUGAUCUUGAUGGAUGGCUCAGUUUUGCUGUUCUAUCGAAGGCAAAGAACGUUGUUCUUGAUCUACGCCCUCCACCCAAAUGCCCGGACGAUGUCUACAACUUCCCUCUGCAUCUUUUUGAUGAUCGAAACAGCUCAUGUGUGCUGUCUCUCCGACUUGUCUUAGUGUGCCUAAGGCCAGCUCUGAAUUUCUGUGGCUUUGCAAACCUUCGAUCACUCAAAUUGCAUAGGGUUUAUGUAUCGAAGGGCCUCCAUUGCAUGCUCCCACACUGUGCUGUCCUUGAGUGGUUAAGUCUAACAGACUGUUUCAUGCCUUCCUUCACCAUGUCUGAGCCACUAGACCACCUGCAGUAUGCUUGUAUUCAGAAUUGCAGCCUACAAAGCAUGGAACUGCAUGCACCAAAUCUCACAGUAUUCAAUUAUUCAGAGCAGGAUGUGCCGAUUGUGCUUGGCAAAUUCCACAAGCUGACAAAGGCAAAAAUUGAAGUAUUAUCAGAUUCUGACAAUCUAGACUACACUUUUAGUCAUCUUGUUCGGGCUAUGUCUAAUGUGGAGGAAAUCUCCCUUAGAAUUCAUAUCGAAAAUGAGGCACGACAGUUCAUGACAGACAGCCGGUGUGAUUUUAUUAAUCUGAGGCAUCUCAGUAUAGAGGUUUUGGUGGACGGAGAUCCAGGUUGUUCAAGUGGGAUUCUUCGUUUGGCUUCUCUAUUGGAACUAACUCCCUCUCUUGAAGUGUUCAAUUUGCAUCAACUUUUUAGUCUCGUAGCCCUCCCUGGCAGUGGAUCGAGGGCGCCCGUGCGCGUCGUCGAGAAGGCGAUGCAGCGGGUCGAUAGCCAAUAUGGACAGGAUGGGCGACAGGGGUGUGAUGCUAAAAAUAAGAAAGAUUUCAAAGUCUAGGUUCGGUGGCUUAUGAACCAGGCUCAUAAUCUCCUGCGAGUCGCUUCAGGAAGCAAUACCCUACAUUUAGGACCAAAUGAAAUUAGGAUGAAGAUGCGGAUCAAAACAAAAGGAUUUUGUCACAAAAUAAACAGCGGAAAAGCAACACCUAUUGUAACUAUAACAAAGAGUCGGGCCAAUUGGGAAACGAAGAAGACAAGACACCAACAGUGAAGAGUUACAUAAGCAUAGCAUUACUAUCUCUGUUCCUAAAUGUAAGACGUUUUUGCCGUUCAAAUUGAACCGCAAAGAACAGAUGUGUAGUUUUUAGUUUUAUUUUUGAGAGAGGAAAAGAGAGGCAUAUACCUUUACUGCGACAGAGUUACAACUUCGAUAACAGGUGCAAGAACAACAACUUGUUCCAUAGUACUUUCUUCAGUA
Molecule: messenger RNA, 2200 nt
Organism: Triticum aestivum (bread wheat)
Lineage: Eukaryota; Viridiplantae; Streptophyta; Magnoliopsida; Poales; Poaceae
Product: putative F-box/LRR-repeat protein At3g28410
Exons: 4
Coding region: 530-1780 (416 amino acids)
Molecular function (GO): protein binding
Source: RefSeq, a predicted model, not a curated record